Messenger RNA from Pyrenophora tritici-repentis Pt-1C-BFP, 1004 nucleotides. The record is from RefSeq and is a predicted model, not a curated record. NCBI's taxonomy places the organism in Eukaryota, Fungi, Ascomycota, Dothideomycetes, Pleosporales, Pleosporaceae.
AUGGCAAAGCCACGGUAUCUGUCUGGCGACAAGGCCGCCAUUGACAGCUUCUUGGAUCAAUUCGAUGUCUUCCUCUUCGACUGCGAUGGCGUCCUCUGGUCCGGCGAUCAUCUAUUCGACAGGGUCCCUGAGACGAUCAAGAUGCUCAAGAGUAAAGGCAAGCAACUCGUCUUCGUUACCAACAACAGUACAAAGUCCCGAAUGGACUACAAAAAGAAGUUUGAUAAGCUGGGAAUACCCGCUGAGGUCGACGAAGUGUUCGGUUCGUCCUACAGCGCAGCCGUCUACAUUGCUCGCAUCCUUAAACUCCCCGCGCCGAAGAACAAGGUGUUCGUGUUGGGCGAAUCUGGCGUAGAACAAGAGCUCGAAUCCGAAGGUGUACCUUAUAUUGGUGGAACUGAUCCUGCCUACCGCCGCGAUUUCCGACAACCAGAAGACUUUGAGGCUAUUGCAAAUGGUUCGCUUCUCGAUCCUGACGUCGGCGUCGUUCUCACAGGAUUGGAUUUCCAUUCCAACUACUUGAAGACGGCGAUUGCUUUCCAGUAUCUACAACGCGGAGCGAUAUACCUUGCGACAAACAUCGACAGUACACUACCGUCUGCGCAUACCCUGUUCCCCGGGGCUGGCGCAUCUGGCGCAGGGCUGGAGAAGGCUAUCGGAAGGUCACCAUUGUCGUUGGGUAAACCCAGUCAGGCCAUGAUGGACGCAGUGGAGGGCAAGUUCAAGUUCGACCGGAGCAGAACCUGCAUGGUCGGAGACAGGCUGAACACUGAUAUUCAAUUCGGUAUCGAUGGCAAGCUGGGAGGCACGUUAGCGGUAUUGACUGGCGUAAGCAAGAAAGAGGAUUUCUUGGCCGAAGGUGCCACGACAGUUCCGACAGCAUAUGUCAACGCUUUGAGUGACUUGAUGGGCUGAGGAAUGAUAUACGCGGCUAGAGUUGUGUGAGAAGUAAAGACUAUGCGUAUAGAUGGAUCCAACUAUAGAACAAAUAGAUUAAGCCAAAA